AGAUUGACAGGCACAGCGAUGCAAUCAAUGUACUAGAUUACUUGUAGUUUAAGAGUCCAUUGUCCUCUUUGCUCGAACAAAAAUGGUAGAUGAAUUUUCAAAGAGAUGACUGAGAGAAGACCAUCCAGCGGAGGAAAAUUACCACUCAUGGUCACAGCUGCGAGUUCUUGAUGACUUGAUGUCGCCGCGAAAGCGCCAUUAAACCUUAUUUAAGUAGCAGGUGAAGGCCUCGUGAUGAAAACCUUUUUUUUUUAUCAAUUAAACUGUGCAUUAAGCCAUUAACCAAAUAAAGUUGCUUGCUUGUCUGAAAACUGAAAAACAAAAAUACCCCACUUGCGUUAAAGACAAUUCGUAUAUUCCUUAUCUCGUCUCUCUUUUCUGGAUCUAAGGAAAAAAAACCCAAAUCCAUGGCUUAAUCCCCGGUCAAAAGUGCCUGCCAGAGCUACUGGGUUUCCUCUGUUUCUCAGUUUUGGAUCGGGGGAAUACAGGAGAGGAAUGGCGGGUGUCCAAGAAAAUGGGAGGACAGGGAUGGGGUUGGGAGGGGUUUCUCUUGGGAGCAAGAACAAAUACAGGAGAAUGGAUUCUGAGUUUCCUGAGGAUGGUAAUGAUGCUUCACAUCAUCAUUAUCAGGACACGAGUAGCAGUACCAGAAAAUAUGUGAUAGCCUGUGCUGUUUUCGCUUCUCUCAAUCAUGUUCUUCUUGGAUAUGAUGUAGGCGUUAUGAGUGGAGCAAUCAUAUUCAUUCAAGAAGAUUUAAAGAUAACUGAAGUACAGGAAGAAGUACUUGUUGGCAUUCUGAGCAUUGUUUCACUUUUUGGUAGUUUGGCUGGUGGAAGAACAUCCGAUAUUAUUGGUAGAAAAUGGACAAUGGGCUUAGCUGCAGUUAUCUUCCAACUUGGUGCAGCUAUAAUGACACUUGCUCCUUCAUUUCGAGUACUAAUGAUAGGAAGAUUAUUGGCCGGGGUUGGAAUCGGCCUUGGAGGCAUGGUUGCUCCUGUCUAUAUAGCUGAGAUAUCACCCACUGAAGCUAGAGGCACACUUACCUCCUUCCCAGAGAUUUUCAUUAAUUUUGGUAUCUUACUUGGAUACAUCUCCAACUAUGCAUUUUCAGGACUUCCAGUGCAUACAAACUGGAGAAUAAUGCUUGCUGUGGGAAUUUUGCCCUCAGUAUUCAUCGGAUUUGCACUUUUUAUAAUCCCCGAGUCACCAAGGUGGUUGGUCAUGCAGAAUCGAGUUGAAGAAGCAAAAUCAGUGCUAUUGAAAACAAAUGAGAAUGAGGGAGAGGUGGAGGAGAGACUUGCAGAAAUACAACUAGCUGCUGGUUUUACUAAUGGAGAGAAGCACGAAGAGAAAGCCGUGUGGCGGGAAUUGUUGCGCCCUUCUCCAUCGGUUCGACGAAUGUUGGUUGUUGGUUUUGGAAUCCAAUGUUUCCAACAGAUCACAGGGAUAGAUGCUACUGUUUAUUACAGCCCUGAAAUCUUCAAAGAAGCUGGAGUUGAGGGCAAUAAUGUUCUUGGUGCAACAGUUGCUGUGGGUGUGUCGAAGACGGCCUUUAUCUUGGUAGCUAUAUUUCUCAUUGACAAACUUGGCAGAAAGCCCUUGCUCUACCUAAGCACAAUUGGAAUGACUAUUUGUUUAUUUAGUCUGGGGCUCUGUCUCUCCUUACUGGGACAAGGACAGGUUGGGAUUGCUUCAGCAAUUUUACUCGUUUGUGGGAAUGUCGCCUUCUUUUCCGUUGGGAUUGGUCCUGUUUGCUGGGUUUUGACAUCUGAAAUAUUCCCAUUGAGGUUGCGUGCCCAAGCAGCAGCACUCGGGGCAGUUGGAAAUAGGGUUUGCAGCGGCCUGGUUGCAAUGUCUUUCCUUACCGUCUCCCGUUCAAUAACAGUGGGUGGAACAUUCUUGGUUUUCUCAGCGAUUUCUGCUUUCUCUGUUGUCUUUGUUCACACAAUUGUUCCUGAGACUAAAGGAAAGUCACUAGAGCAGAUUGAGUUGCUCUUUCAAAAUGAAAAUGGAGGGAUGCUAGCAAGUGAAGUAGAACUAGGAGAUGUUGAGCAUCUUGUGCAGAAAGAAUAACUAGGAGCCGGUAGAGUUCAUAUAACCAGAAGUAUGCUUUGUAUUACUAUCUGAUUAUUAUGAUACACAAUUAUUAAGAAAGUUUGCAAUCACAAGAGAUAGAUCCAUUUGGU
This is a messenger RNA of Tripterygium wilfordii, 2186 nucleotides long. RefSeq names its product probable polyol transporter 4. The record is from RefSeq and is a predicted model, not a curated record. The transcript has 2 exons. Gene Ontology annotation, biological process: transmembrane transport. NCBI's taxonomy places the organism in Eukaryota, Viridiplantae, Streptophyta, Magnoliopsida, Celastrales, Celastraceae. Gene Ontology annotation, cellular component: membrane. Gene Ontology annotation, molecular function: myo-inositol:proton symporter activity. Bases 496 to 2073 code for a protein of 525 amino acids.